AUGAUGCGGAUGGUCUGCAGCCUGCUUCUUGUCAGCUCCCUUUUUGUACUCAAAGGUGAAGCACUGCAGUGUUACACCUGCGUGGGCUCUGGGGAUGACGACUGUAACAGACAAGGAACUCAGCAGUGCCCAGGCCAUUCAGAUGCGUGUGCGAUCAUCAGAGGACAAGCAAGUGGCGUGAUGAAGUCCUGCUCGUUCAGGUCCUUCUGCGAGCGAGCGAGGCGGGACGGCUCCAGAGCGCCCGGAGUCAGCGUCCACUGCUGCUACACAAACAACUGCAACGCCAAGGGCCUGGCUCCCAGCCUCACCACCUCCAGCAGCUACUUCUGUCUCCUUGUCUUUACGCUGCUGUGGUACCCCUUGUUGCAGCUGACGUGAGGGGGGGCAAAAGAAGAGUACCCUGAAGC
Pogoniulus pusillus (Red-fronted tinkerbird) is the source of this 407-nucleotide messenger RNA. Its product is annotated as CD59 glycoprotein-like. The record is from RefSeq and is a predicted model, not a curated record. Lineage: Eukaryota; Metazoa; Chordata; Aves; Piciformes; Lybiidae. Bases 1 to 378 code for a protein of 125 amino acids. The transcript is spliced from 3 exons.